Messenger RNA from Phanerochaete carnosa HHB-10118-sp, 495 nucleotides. RefSeq lists its product as uncharacterized. Lineage: Eukaryota; Fungi; Basidiomycota; Agaricomycetes; Polyporales; Phanerochaetaceae. The record is from RefSeq and is a predicted model, not a curated record. The transcript has a single exon. Bases 1 to 495 code for a protein of 164 amino acids.
AUGUGGUUGGUACUCGCGACGCGCCUGCAGGCCCUCCUAUUUCCUGGCAGCACCCUGUUCCAGACGCAAGGCGCCUUCGACCUAACUAUGGCAAUUUAUUUUGCAGAAGAGAGAAACAGUGCUCUGAACAAAACUGUCGUCGGUCGGUCUAGAGCAAUAUCUGGCGCUGCAGGAAUCGAGACCUGCAACGUCAUUGGUCGUCAGCCUGUGUGGGUACGUUUCGGGCGUGGUGGUCUCAGCUCUUCUUUGAUUCGCUGUAAAAUUCAGGGACACUAUAUUUCUCUGCGAGUUUGCCGUCAAAAUGUAUACUAUACGACCGGUUCUAUGGAAACGCCGGUACACAUGAAGGCCGGAAUGCAGCACUCAGCAGACACCGAUGCCUCCGGCUUAUAUCAUCAUCUUUCAGGCCCACAGUUUUUUUUCGAUUUUUCUCGGUCCCGCCUCCAAAAACGCGUUCAAAAACUUGAAGAGAGCUUUUGUCUCAGAGCGACCUGA